GGGGAUGGAUUAUAUGACUCCUAUAUGAGGAUAGAUGAGUUUAGAUACCAGGAGCCUGCACGUGAAGAACGCAGCCCCUCGAGACUUCCUCCCCUUGCAAGACCUAAUGUUUCUAGCAACAAAGUCAUAAUGAAGGAUCAUCCUCUGACUGGAAAUCAGGUAGAGCAGUUGUUUGAGGACUCUGGGAACAGAAGGAGCAGCACUCACCAGUCUGCAGGAGUCACCAGUACAGAGAGAGCUCUUCCUGCCCUGGCAAAAGACAAACUCAUAGAGAGCCUAAGCACUGUUAAAGGUGGUUGUGGUUCCUCUAAACCACCUAAAGCCAUUUCCCAAGCUCCAGAACAAGCUAUCAAACAGUUCAAACACCAAUUAUCUGCUUAUGAACAGCAAGAGAUCUUCAAUUUCUCCGAGAUUUACUUUGUGGGUCCAACUGCAAAGAAGAGACAAGGAGUCAUUGGGGGUCCCAACAACGGUGGGUACGACGACGACCAAGGCAGCUACAUCCACGUGCCCCACGACCACCUUGCUUACAGGUAUGAAGUGCUCAAAAUCAUUGGCAAGGGCAGUUUUGGACAAGUUGCUAAAGUCUAUGAUCACAAACUCCACCAACACUUGGCCUUAAAGAUGGUUCGUAACGAGAAGAGGUUCCACCGCCAAGCCGCGGAGGAAAUCCGUAUCCUGGAGCACCUGAAGAAACAGGAUAAAACAGGCAGUAUGAAUGUGAUUCACAUGCUGGAAAGCUUCACCUUUCGGAAUCACAUCUGCAUGACCUUUGAACUCUUGAGUAUGAACCUGUACGAGCUGAUCAAAAAGAACAAGUUUCAGGGCUUCAGCAUCCAGCUGGUGCGCAAGUUCGCUCACUCCAUCCUGCAGUGCUUGGAUGCUCUUUAUAGGAACAAAAUCAUCCACUGUGACUUGAAGCCGGAAAACAUCCUCCUGAAACAGCAAGGGAGGAGUGGAAUCAAGGUUAUAGAUUUUGGGUCCAGCUGUUUUGAACACCAAAGAGUCUACACAUACAUCCAGUCUCGUUUUUAUCGGGCGCCGGAGGUGAUCCUGGGCAGUCGCUACGGGAUGCCCAUAGACAUGUGGAGUUUUGGCUGUAUCCUGGUGGAGCUUUUAACUGGCUACCCUCUUUUUCCCGGCGAGGAUGAGGGAGACCAACUGGCUUGUAUGAUGGAACUUCUUGGAAUGCCACCUCAGAAGCUCUUGGAUCAAUCCAAGCGAGCCAAGAACUUCAUCAACUCCAAGGGUCACCCUCGUUACUGCACGGUGACGACGCACGUGGACGGGAGAGUGACCCUCACCGGGAGCCGCUCGCGCCGCGGGAAGCUCCGGGGAGCUCCUGGCAACAAGGACUGGGUGACAGCACUGAAGGGCUGUGAUGAUCCCUUGUUCAUAGACUUCCUGAAGGAAUGCCUCAGCUGGGAUCCUGCCCUACGCAUGACUCCGAGUCAAGCCCUGAGGCACCCUUGGAUUUGUAAACGAACGCCCAAAGCUUCCAGCGCCGAUAAACCAACCCCCAAACGGAUUUCUAGCUACACAGGUUCCUUCCAAGGAAUAGGUUCCAAGUUGCCUCCUGUGGUUGGAGUUGCCAACAAGCUGAGGGCUAAUUUGACCACCGACUCUGUCAGCACUAUACCUCUUUGUACUGUGCUUCCCAAACUGGUCAGCUAG
Messenger RNA from Acanthisitta chloris (rifleman), 1674 nucleotides. RefSeq names its product dual specificity tyrosine-phosphorylation-regulated kinase 3-like. Lineage: Eukaryota; Metazoa; Chordata; Aves; Passeriformes; Acanthisittidae. Gene Ontology annotation, molecular function: protein serine/threonine/tyrosine kinase activity; protein serine/threonine kinase activity; ATP binding. Gene Ontology annotation, biological process: peptidyl-serine phosphorylation; cytoplasmic stress granule disassembly; peptidyl-threonine phosphorylation. Gene Ontology annotation, cellular component: nucleus. The transcript is spliced from 2 exons. The record is from RefSeq and is a predicted model, not a curated record. Bases 25 to 1674 code for a protein of 549 amino acids.